AUGUUACUUCACUGCUGCAGUGUUAGUGUUGGUCUGUAUUCAGUGUUGACUGUCUGCUGUUCCUGCUUUUACCACAAGUUGGACUUCUCCUGCCGCUCUGCUCUGGAUCUGACAACAAACACAGACUCAGAGCCUCUACAUCUGACCGCUGACGACUGCCGUGUGAUGUCCAGAGUCAUUCAGAGAGCUCACUCAGACACAAAGACACGGCUGAUUCUGCAGGACUGUGAGAUUCAUACAGCUGGAAUGGAUCAGCUGUUCCCAGUGUUACAUUCUGUUCAGCUCUGCUGUGAUAAACCUCUGCUGCUUCAGUUUCUGACUCAUGUGAGGCCUGAGAAAGCUCAGUGUCUCUCUAGAGCUCUGGGUGAAGAGUUGGAUCUCAGUCAGACUCAGCUGGAUCUGCAGGUCUGUAGAGGUCUGGAGCUGAUUCUGGAAUAUUCUGAAGGACUGACAGAACUGGAUCUGAGUCAGUGCUGUCUCACCGAUCACAGCCUGGAUCUGCUGCUCCCAAACCUCCACAAAGCUCAAAACAUUGAUUUUAGUGGCAAUAGCAUCACUGAUGCUGGGGCUGAGAAAAUCCACAGGAUCGUCACGCGCAACAGUAACAUAAAGACAGUAAGGCUCUUCAACAACAGAAUUGAAUCCAGAGAGCUCUUCAGGACAGACCCCCGAUUUGAGAUCUGGUGAUGCCAGUAAACUCUCUCUGGAAUCAACAAACAGAGGGCAGCAACAAGGGCCAAGAAAAUCCACAGUGAAGGUGGCAAGGAGGAGAUAGACAUCAAAACAACCAAACGAAAGAGCAAGUGCAUUUAUACCAUUGAUUAGCUAAUCUUUCCCUCUUCAUCCUAAAGAAGAGAAAGAUAAUUUGCAAGCAGGCAGUGUUUGACUGUCUGAACUCCAGUGUUUAUUGCAAACACAAUACAAGCGAGACAUUAUACUCAGGAAAUCACACUUACCUCCUACAUGUGACUGAAAUGUUUGGCUAGUUAGGCAGGAGGGUAAAAAAAGGGCUUUUGUUUUUACAGCUACAGUAUUAAUGUCAUGGUACUAAAGCAGUUAGGAUAUGUCACAACUGUAUUACAGAUGUUUGCAGGA
Messenger RNA from Sinocyclocheilus rhinocerous, 1095 nucleotides. RefSeq lists its product as uncharacterized. Gene Ontology annotation, cellular component: cytosol; perinuclear region of cytoplasm; nucleus. The transcript has 5 exons. Bases 1 to 687 code for a protein of 228 amino acids. Gene Ontology annotation, biological process: nucleocytoplasmic transport; activation of GTPase activity. The record is from RefSeq and is a predicted model, not a curated record. Gene Ontology annotation, molecular function: small GTPase binding; GTPase activator activity. Lineage: Eukaryota; Metazoa; Chordata; Actinopteri; Cypriniformes; Cyprinidae.